AUGCCCACCUACUCCAAGCAAGAUGGCAAGAUCUACAAAGGCAGCUGGAACAAGGAGAACAUGCAUUACCAGACCUUCAAGAAGGCCCUGGCGGACCACCAAAUCGACCACCCCAAGAUCAUCUUCAAGGCAGACGGGUCGGUGAUGGCCCAGGAGCUCGACGCAUUGCCUAUCUGGAGGAGUGACCGGGUCGAUGUCCUGGCAAACAUUCACGACGGUGACUACCUGUACCUCCACAUGGUGAACAUCAACAACAUGAACGCCGACAAGAAGUACGUCCACUUCUACAUCCUGAAGAGCAACGCGGAGGUGGAGCUCGGCAAGGCCGGCAUCACCGAGGAGCAGAAGGCCAUAUGGACCAAGCGUAAAGCAUACGACGAGAGGAUGAUGAACGAGGCCAAGGCACUCGCCAUGCAAGGCAAGCUUGUAAAGUGGCAGACAAGAUUGUACAGCAAGCCCAUCGAAGCCAAAGAUAUACAGGAAGGUGACUUUGAUGAAGUUUCCAUGUGGAAUCCAGCCACGGGCAUGCCAACGCGCUACAACCUGGAUUAUUGGAUCAUACUCUGCAACGAGAACAAAGCCAAGAAGCUGCCCACACCCAAGCUCAAGCAGCUCAAGCAAGAGAAGAAGGCAGAGGGGGCCAUGAACGCCAACCCACAAGCCAUGGUGACGGGAGCGUCGCAGUUCAACGGCGGCAUGGACUCGGACUCGGAGCUUUCGGAGGACGACGACAUCUCGGGCGCGCUGAACUCGGCGGCCCGCAACCUCUACAUGUAG
Messenger RNA from Guillardia theta CCMP2712, 777 nucleotides. RefSeq lists its product as hypothetical. The transcript has a single exon. The record is from RefSeq and is a predicted model, not a curated record. The coding region runs from base 1 to 777 and encodes 258 amino acids. Lineage: Eukaryota; Cryptophyceae; Pyrenomonadales; Geminigeraceae.